UGCCAGCCCCGCUGAUGCACAGCUCCUGCCCUAUGGCACGGAAUUUCUCCCCCACUAGUUCCUGGAGGUCUCAGCCUCCCCUCUGCCAUGCUCCAGGGGGCUGGUGCCCGUGGACCCAGGAUUCACACCUGGACUUCGCCAGCAGAGGGUCCUGUAUCGUGCCAUUGGAUACCUGGCUUUGCAUGCCCAGGGCAACGGGUUGGUGCUGGCCUUGCCCGGGGUGUGUGCAGGGGAGGGAGCUGGCUUGGGUGCCAGUGUGCAGCGGGGACAGGCAGUGCCCUAUGCCUGAUGGCUCUGUGUUGCUCCCUCUCUGCCCCUCCCCCAGUCCUGCAGGAGGCCGUCAGCACCGGGGACCCUGAGAUGGUGCAGCUGGUGCUCCAAUACCGCGACUACCAGCGUGCCACCAACCGCCUGGCUGGCAUCCCCGAGCUGCUCAACAAACUGCGCAAGGCCCCUGAUUUCUACGUGGAGAUGAAGUGGGAAUUCACCAGCUGGGUGCCCCUGGUCUCCAAAGUGUGCCCGAGUGAUGUGUACCGGGUGUGGAAGCGCGGCGAGAGCCUGCGGGUCGACACCACCCUGCUGGGCUUCGAGCACAUGACCUGGCAGCGUGGGCGGCGCAGCUAUAUCUUCAAGGGGGAAGAGGAGGGUGCCGUGGUGAUGGAGGUGGAUCACGACAAGCAGGUGGUCUACACGGAGACGCUGUCGCUUGCCCUUCACGAGCCGGAGCUGAUGCUGGCUGCCAUGCAGCCCACCGAGGAGCAUGUGGCCAGCCGGCUGACCUCGCCCGUUGUCUCCACCCACCUCGACACCAAGAACAUCGCCUUCGAGCGGAACAAGUCUGGGAUCUGGGGCUGGCGCUCGGAGAAGAUGGAAGUGAUCAGUGGCUAUGAAGCCAAGGUUUACAGCGCCAGCAACGUGGAGCUCAUCACUAAAACAAGAACCGAGCACCUAUCGGACCAGGACAAGUCCCGCACCAAAGGCUCCAAGACGCCCUUCCAAUCCUUCCUGGGGAUCGCCCAGCAGCAUGCCUCCCACAAUGGGGCCCCCGUGCUGCAGUCCGCCACUCUCACCAACCCCACGGCCAUCACCCCCGAGGAGUACUUCGACCCCAGCUUCAACCUGGAGGCCCGCAACAUUGGCCGCCCUAUUGAGAUGUCCAACAAGGUGCAGAGGUUCAAGGCCACGCUGUGGCUGUGCGAGGAUCACCCCCUGUCGCUGGUGGAGCAGGUAACGCCCAUCAUCGACCUCAUGGCCAUCAGCAACGCUCACUUCGCCAAGCUGCGUGAUUUCAUCACCCUCAAGCUGCCGCCCGGCUUCCCCGUCAAAAUUGAGAUCCCCCUCUUCCAUGUGCUCAAUGCACGAAUCACCUUCAGCAACCUGUGUGGGUGUGAUGAGUCGCUGAGCUCCGUGCGAGUCUGCGGCCCUGCCCCCAGCUCCUCCCCAGGGGAUGCCAGAGAGCCAGCUGCAGGGGCAGAGGCGCCCCCCAACCCCAAAGUGUUCCCGUUCCCCUGCGAGGUGGACCCGGUGGUGUUCGAGGUGCCCCAGGGCUACGCUAUGCUGGGUGCUGGCCGCAAUGAGCCCAUGCGGGACGAGGAUGACGACCUGCUGCAGUUUGCCAUCCAGCAGAGCCUGCUCGAUGCUGGCACCGAGACCGACCAGGUCACUAUCUGGGAGGCGCUAACCAACACACGUCCAGGCUCCAACCCCGCUUCCUAUGACGAAGAGUUGCAGCUGGAGCGCGCCAUCCAGGAGAGCAUGUUCCUGCAGUCGGGGCAAGGCCUGGCUGCGACUGAGUCUGGUGGCGGAGGCAACAGCGACAACAGCAUCGUCCCUCCUGAUGACAGCCCAGCCCCCAGCACCAAUGGCUCCUCCUCCUCGGCCCUGCCUCCCCCGGCCUACCCCAGCUUCGACGAGCAGCUGCGCCUGGCCAUGGAGCUGUCGUCGCGGGAGCAGGAGGAGCAGGAGCGCCAGCGGCGUGAGGAGGAUGAGGAGCUGCAGCGCAUCCUCCAGCUCUCCCUGACGGAGAAGUAAUGCCCAGCCUACCAGCAGGGGGCCCUGAACCCAGCCUCCCCCAAGACUCCCAGGGGCUCCCCAGUGCCCUGGCUUUGCUGUUGUAUUUUUAACCUUGAGGGGGGGUACCCGUCCCAUUCCCCACCCCCUGUCUUGCAGGGGGCAGGACUGGACUUGACGAGACACCCUCUGCCUUUCCCAGGGCUCUCAGUCCCGCUGCCUCUUGAGUCUUAUUUAAUUUAACUCGUAUUUUUUUUUUUGUU
Terrapene triunguis (Three-toed box turtle) is the source of this 2273-nucleotide messenger RNA. RefSeq names its product ankyrin repeat domain 13D (gene ANKRD13D). Gene Ontology annotation, cellular component: cytoplasm. The coding region runs from base 88 to 2031 and encodes 647 amino acids. Lineage: Eukaryota; Metazoa; Chordata; Testudines; Emydidae. The transcript is spliced from 13 exons. The record is from RefSeq and is a predicted model, not a curated record. Gene Ontology annotation, molecular function: protein binding.